This is a messenger RNA of Moesziomyces aphidis, 1383 nucleotides long. NCBI's taxonomy places the organism in Eukaryota, Fungi, Basidiomycota, Ustilaginomycetes, Ustilaginales, Ustilaginaceae. The record is from the annotation of a GenBank genome assembly.
AUGAAGAGCAAUCCCAAGACCCUCCUUGUUGCCGUUGCCACCGCUAUUGCCGUGGCAGGCGCUUCGCCGGUUGCUGUGAAAAGGGCCUCGGACACGACCGUCGUUCAUCUCAACCAGUGCUCUGGCAGCCCUCAGCACUUCGCUCAGGGUGUGCUUUACGGCGUCAACGGCACCAGCCCUCCUCAGUCUUACGUGACCGAUCUUGGCAUCAACUACCUUUCCGAGGGCGGCGCACAGAUCGAUGCCCAACCAGCUGGCUAUGCCGCAAGUAUGGCUUCGUAUCAGCGCAGAUUCAAUCAGCUGCUGGGAGGCUACCAGCGCAUGCGCGCUGUCGGUGGCGUCACGAUCGCAAAGAUGGCCGACCUUUAUGGCGCCGAUGAGACCACGGACAGCUCCUUCGUGUGGCCGGGCGACAACGGGGACUGGACCAAGUGGGACGCCUUUGUACAGCAGCUCAUCUCUGACAUCAAGGCCAACGGGAUGACCGCGGCUUACGUCCUACAGCUGGAGCCUUGGAACGAGCCCGAUAUCAACUUUGGAGGUCGACCUCAGUCGCAAUUCAACGAGCUAUGGCGCAGGACUACCGUCGCCCUCCGCUCUGCUUUUGGUCCAAACACGAGCUCUUAUCUGCCCAUCGUCGGUCCAAGCACAGCAGGCAACCCAGGAUACAACAACGGUUGGUGGAACAGCUGGCUGUCAUCGAUUCAGUCCAACGGGGGUACCUCUGUUCAGCCUGAUGUGUACAACUGGCACAUGGAAGGCGGUCUCCCCAAUGAUCCGAUUCCACCAGCUCAAGCCCUGCCUGCGUACGUCAGGAACUAUGGACUCACCACCGGAAUCGGUAUCCAGAACAACGAGUUUGGAGUACGUGAACAGCAGGUUCCUGGAUGGGCAGCAUGGUUCCAUGCACGCUACGAGCGUCUGAAGUUCAACGCCUUGCGUGGCAACUGGGCUAGGGGUGCGGCCUUGCUGGACAGUCUCGCAGAUCUGCUGAUCAAGAACUCGGAUGGCUCCUACUCAGAGACGGGCGAGUACCAAGUAUACAAGUUCUACAAGCUCAUGGCAGGCGCGCCUUGCAACACAGACUCGGGUUCAAGCAUCGAUUCCUACGCAGUCGGUGCAACCAACAACGUCACUGCAUUGAUCGGAAGCGAGAACUUCUCCGGCACGUGGAACGUCAACUUCCAGAACGUCAACUCGUAUUUCGGAAGCGCCACUCAGGUCAAAGCCGAUUUGAUCUACCUUCCGUACAGCAAUGGUGGAGUUGUCAAUGGAUGGACGACCAGCUCCACGAAAACGCUUGCUGUAAGCAACAAUGCGGUGACCGCCUCGUUUAGUGUCGCAAACGGUCAGGAUGCCUAUGCAGUUCGGCUGCACAUUUGA